CCCUCAACACCUCAGCCCCGCCCCUUCCGCCGCUUUCCUCGGCGGCUCCCGGGGCUGCAGCCGCGCGCGGUGUCGUCUCCAUGGCGACGAGCAGUCUACGGCGCGCAGCUCCGAAACCCGCGCGAACCUCCAGCUGGGCCGGCCUUCGCCGACUGCCCCUCAGAUGAUCCGCUGGAGAGGGCCACGAGCGGAUUUGGCCCUAAAUUUUGUAUUCCAGAAAUCCCUAGGGAUUAUCUAGACAAGACAGAUGCUGUAAAGGCACCAAAAUAUAGACAGAAUGGCAAAUGGCUAGUGUUUGAUCCAAAGGAAAAAGUGAUGAUUGAACCAAAUGAAACAAUAUCAGAGAAGGAAGUCUCUUCAAAAAGUAUUGAAAAUAAAGUCUCUUUAAAGAAUACUGAAAAUAGAGUACCUUCAAAGAGUAUUGAAAAUAAAGAUACAGAAACAAAUCCACAGCCUAAGCUAUGGUCAUCAUACUUCUUAAAAGAAAGCACAGGUGAAAUGGACAAAGAUGAAGUCAUUGCAAAGCAGGAGAAAAAUAAUGAAUAUUGCCUUCGGGAUACUGAUAAGUUCUUCGAAUCAACAGAAGAGGAUGGUGAAGAUGACACCAAUGGUGAAGAGAAUGAAGACAGUAAUCCAAAUAAGGACACUCGUGCCCCAUUAGAGUUAAUGGCAGAAUUCCUGAAAGCAGAAAUGGGCCAAGACUACCAUUUGGCUAAAAAAUUAUGUCAGAUGAUCCUAAUCUAUGAACCAGAAAAUCCUGAGGCCAAGGAGUUUUUCUCACUUAUUGAAGAAAUGUUGCUAAUGGAGAAAGUUCAAAAUCUUGAAGAUGACCAAGAGAGUGAAGAAGACAGCAGCGGGGAGAGUGAAGGAGACAGCAGCGGGGAGAGUAAAGGAGGGAGCGGUGAGGAGCCCAGUGAAGACAGCUCUGAUGAAGGUGAAGACGGGGCAUGACAGGUGCUACUGUGGUUUCCUCUUCAUAUAUUUUCAUUACUGUAUCACAUGGAAAUAUAAAGAGAGCUGCAUUUUAGUCUAACUGUUCUUUAUUUGGUACAGAGUUAUGUUAAUUCAUCCAUAUUAGUUUGAACUCUUUCCUAAUAUUUAGGUCUUUGAUCCAAUGUGAGUUACUCAGAGAGGAAAACAGUAUUUUGAAAACACAUAACACUGUGUGCCAGGUACCAUUCUACACACAUUAUUUAAGCCAACAAACCCAUGAGGUAAGUACUAUUGUUGUUCCCAUUCAACAGAUGAGAAAACUAAGGCACAGAGAGGAUGGGUAGUUUGCCCAGCAUCAUGUACCUAUUGAGUGGUAGAGCCUGGAUUUGUAUGUGGACAUUAUAGCUCCAGAAUCAUACUCUUAGUCCCUCCAUGACCACCUCUUCAGGUACUUUUAUAUCAUUUGUUUUAUGCUCUUUAUAGCAUAUAUCAGUACCUGACAUUCUUAUUUGACUACUUGCUCUUUUUAUCUUCUCCCUUCCUGUCAGAAAAUGUAAACUCCCUGAAGGACAUUGUCCUUUUCAUAGCAACUGCACAAGUGCCUGGCAAACAAUGUGAUGUAUAUACCGAGUGAAUGCAUGAAAACUAUCAUGAAACCUUUACACAGCUUUAUUACACCUUUGAUGUAUCAAUCCACAUUAUUUUGCUGAUUCUGUAUUCCUUGAUGAAUUUCUGCCACCUUCAAAAUAAGUUGUAAGGUAACUUAAGUAAAAUGAGAAAACUAUUCCUAAGUAA
Messenger RNA from Miniopterus natalensis, 1728 nucleotides. The record is from RefSeq and is a predicted model, not a curated record. Lineage: Eukaryota; Metazoa; Chordata; Mammalia; Chiroptera; Miniopteridae.